UCAAGAUUAGUCUUUUAAGCCAUAGCCAAUACCCAAUUUGCAAAGACAGAGGAAGAGAGAGAGAGAGAGAGAGAGGAAGCGAGAAGAAAGAAACAGCCAUGUUCUGAGGAAGGAGACAUGCAUCAUCAUCAUCUUCAUCUUCAUUACCAUCAUCAUCAUCAUCAUAAUCUCAAGCUUAUUACUUAAACUUCUCUUUCUCUCCAUCUCUUACCAAAUCCAAAAACACCAAAGCUUAAAGAUUUGAAGACAAUGCAAGUGUUUCAUCAAAGGAAAGAUUCAUCUUGGGGAAACUCAAUGCCAACAAACUCAAACAUUCAAGGAUCUGAAUCUUUCACCUUGACAAAGGAUAAUAUAAUGAUGUCUACUACACAAUUCCCUGGGAUGAAACAUUCGAGUUUGCAGCUGCAAGAUCAAGAUUCAUCCUCAACACAAUCUACGGGUGAAUCAGGCGGGGGCGGCGGUGGUUGUGAAGUUGCAAGCUUUGAAGAACGUAACCGUUAUGGAUGCAGCAGCACUGUUAAUACACAUCUCUCAGGGUACAUGGGAAACUCGGGAAAGCCUAUUGAAAGAUAUACUAAGUCAACUACCACCUCGUCUAUGGUUUCUCAAGAUUCUGUGUUUCCUCCACCUACUUGUGGUCAAACACUACCUUGGUCUCUUCAAUGUGCUGAAACAUCACAUUUCAAUGGUUUCUUGCCUCAUGAAUAUGCAUCAACACCAACGGUGCUGCCACAUUUAGAGAUGAUGGGUUUGGUUUCUUCAAGAGUACCAUUGCCUCAUAACAUUCAAGAGAAUGAACCAAUAUUUGUCAAUGCGAAACAGUAUCAUGCAAUCCUCCGUCGAAGGAAGCACCGUGCUAAGCUCGAAGCUCAGAACAAACUCAUCAAAUGCCGUAAACCGUACCUUCAUGAGUCUCGCCAUCUUCAUGCUUUAAAGAGAGCUAGAGGCUCCGGUGGACGUUUCCUCAAUACAAAGAAGCUUCAAGAAUCAUCAAACUCACUGUGUUCUUCUCAAAUGGCAAAUGUACAGAGUUUCUCUAAGAGCCCUCGCGGUGGUGGAAGCGGUAUCGGGUCUACUUCGAUCACACCGAUGUCCAAUUCAAACCGUAUCAACAUGUUCCAAAACCCUCAGUUCAGAUUCUCAGGUUAUCCAUCAACACACCAUGUCUCAGCUCUCAUGUCAGGGACAUGAGAAGGGACCUGAGAAGGAUCUUGCUCCGGGAAAACUCCGACUAAUUCCGGCGACUGGUGAUCAUAUAUGACGGGAAGUCAUCCUUGGCUACUUUUUCUUAUCGGUUUCUUUACAAAAUAUUCUUCCUUUAAAAAACUUUGCUUUCCAUAUCCUCUGCAAUCUCUCACUCUAUGUAGAGUGGCUUGAAGAACUUUCAAAUCAUUGUCAAACUAUUUUGUUAAUUGAAAAUUUCGGAUUCUCUGAGUA
Molecule: messenger RNA, 1437 nt
Organism: Camelina sativa (false flax)
Lineage: Eukaryota; Viridiplantae; Streptophyta; Magnoliopsida; Brassicales; Brassicaceae
Product: nuclear transcription factor Y subunit A-5
Biological process (GO): regulation of DNA-templated transcription
Cellular component (GO): CCAAT-binding factor complex
Molecular function (GO): DNA-binding transcription factor activity; DNA binding
Source: RefSeq, a predicted model, not a curated record